Molecule: messenger RNA, 3939 nt
Organism: Lachancea sp. 'fantastica'
Lineage: Eukaryota; Fungi; Ascomycota; Saccharomycetes; Saccharomycetales; Saccharomycetaceae
Source: the annotation of a GenBank genome assembly
AUGAAUGUUUACGAUGAGAUUUUCGACGCGACAAAAGUAUCGCACUCCGUGCUAGGCCGAUUUACGUCCGAAAAGGUCGAUCAAUUGGUCUUGGCCAAAACAAAUGUUCUCUCGGUUUACCAGAUGCAACACGAGAAAUUGGUUCUUUGCAAUGAGUUCAAGCUAAGUGGACGCAUCACAGGAAUUGCGUUGAUCCCACAGAGUCACGGCAUUAUGCAGUGCUUGCUUGUGAGCACGGGAAGAGCCAAACUGUCGGUAGUUCGGUUCGAUCCACUAAGGCCAAUGGGCUUGGAAACUUUAGAAUUGCAUUACUACGAGGACCAAUUUUCGAAAAGGAGCUUGCUAGACCUUGCCCAAGAGUCCAAGUUGCGUGUAGAUCCCGAAAACCGAUGUAUAUUUCUAUGCAACAACGAUGUGCUGGCGAUUUUGCCGCUAAAAUCAACUCUCGAUGAGGAAGAUGACGAGGCAGAUGACAUGUACCAACCGCUCGAAAAAAAACGCAAAUUAGAAAAUGGGCCUAUUUCAAAGCCGUUGACCGGACAAAGUAUCAUAAUGCGCGUUUCUGAGCUCAAUGCAGAGAUAAAGAACGUUGUUGACAUCCAAUUCUUGAAUUCUUUCAAUAAGCCUACUGUUGCAGUGCUGUACCAGCCACGUCUGGCAUGGUGCGGAAAUGAAAAAUACGUUUCAAAGAGUUCCUUGAAGCUCAUGGCCAUAACAUUGAGCGAAAAAAAGAGCACUGCCAUUUAUCAUGUUCAGAAGCUUCCACACGACAUUCAUUCCAUUUUGCCUCUCAAUAACUCGUGUGUGCUUGUAGGGGUGAAUCAAAUAAUCAGCAUUGAUAAUACAGGCUCUCUUCAAUCCACCAUUCAAACAAACUCAUUUGCAUCAGCUCCCCAGGGCGGGAAGCGAGUUGAUAACAAGUCACUUAAUGUUAUGUUCAACGCGCCUGUUAUAUGGACCUCCGCCAUGGUGAGUAAAAACACCGAAAUACUGCUUCUGAUGGAUCAGAAUGCUGUGAUGUAUUCCAUAAAUCUCCAAACAGAAGGCAGACUGCUACUAGAUUUUACAUUGGUUAAACUGCCCAUCGUCAAUGACCUUUUCAAAUCUCACCAUUUACCAACCUGUGUCACACCCCUGACAGGUGGGCUGAAUCUCAAGUCCUGCCAACUGUUCAUCGGAUUUUCGUCUGGAGACGCUUUGGUUGUCAAGCUCAAUAACCUACUCUCUGCUUUCGAAACAAGGGAAACACGCGAAAUCGAGUUGCAGCCCGACGAAGAUGAAGACUAUGCAUCACUAUACGGUGAUGAUGAAGGACCCGUGAGGCCAACCUCAGACAGCAAACUACUAGUUGAUACAGUACAGCCAUUGGAAGUAGAGGUCAUGGAUAAGCUUAUAAAUGUCGGUCCUAUUACAAGCAUGGCAAUAGGUAAAGUUUCUUCCAUUGAAGGCACAGUCCAAGGGCUGCCAAAUCCGAAUAAAAACGAAAUGGCUAUUGUCACGACAUCGGGCGCGGGAAAUACGACGUCGCUUAGUAUAAUGGAACAGAGUGUGCGCCCAUUGGUCGAACAAGCUUUGAAAUUUACAUCAGUAACCAAGAUUUGGAAUCUUAAGAUCAGGAAAAAGGAUAAGUACCUGAUAACAACUGACUCUGGGGCUGAAAAAAGCGAGCUUUACGAAAUAGGACAGAAGAUCACAGCUAUCAAACCUAAGCAUUUUAAAAGAAAUGUUACAACUGUUGAAAUUGUUGUGAUAGGAAAUGGGAAACGCAUUGUUCAUGUCACUACGAAGGCAGUAUUUCUUUUCAACCUAGGGUUUAAGAAACUUAUGACGAUCAGUUUUGAUUUCGAGGUCGUACAUGUUUCUAUCUUGGAUCCUUUCAUAUUGCUGACGAACUCCAAAGGUGAAAUCAAGAUCUAUGAACUAGACAACAAGCACAGAAAUAAACUCACGAAAGUCAGACUUCCCGAGGCUCUUGAGGAAUUGAUCAUCACCUCGGGCGUUAUCCUCAAAAGUAAUAUAUGCAAUGAAUUUUUCCGCAACCUGAGCGAUCUUGAGAAAGAAAAAGAGCAACUGCUAUUCACCUUUGUGGCGGCGGAUAAUCAAAUCAUAUUUUUCCCCAAAGAUCAUCAUGAUCAAAUUUACCAACUGAAUGGUAUCGACAAUCUCAAUGAUAUGCUGUAUUUUAGUACAUAUCAGCUACCAGAGGAAGUUAUCCCAGAUCCAUCCAUUAAACAAGUUAUGAUCAACCGGUUGGGAAAGGACAAUAAGGAAGAAUACCUUACGAUAUUAACGUUCGGUGGUGAAAUGUACCUCUACAAAAGAAUUGGAAAAAGAUUCUACAAGGCGAUGCACUGUAACGAUAUGCAAAUAACGGGUGCUCCAGGGAACGCAUAUGCAAAGGGUGUGAGCUCUAUAGAACGGAUUGCUCACUACGUGAAGUAUUUCAACGGAUAUUCGGUCAUUUUGAUAACCGGACGCGUCCCUUACAUCAUUAUUAAAGAAGACAGCUCAACUCCAAAAAUCUUGAAGUUUGGGAACGUUCCGUUAGUGUCCUUAGCAUCUUGGGGAACGGAGUCGGUACUUUGUGUCGACGAUAUUAAAAACGCAAGGAUAGCUACACUGGACCGAACAUUUUCGUAUGGCAACCGGCUAGCGGUGAAAAGAAUUAACGUGGAAGACGCUCUCAACAGCUACGGAAGCCUGAACAACGUUGCAUUCCAUGAGCGUACAGGAAUGUACAUCGUGUCUUAUAACAGAGAGAUACCAUAUGAAGCCAUUAGCGAGGACGGUCAGAAAAUGGUCGGUUCUGACGAGGACGCUGUCCAUGCUCGCGGCUUUCAAUCAGGCUUGCUGUUGCUGAACCCUCGGACGUGGAACAUUAUCGAUGUUGUCAAUCUGGAGAAAAACUCUCUCAUCAAUGACAUGAAAACGAUGUUAAUUCAAACAAACUCGAGGACGAGACGCAAAAGAGAAUACUUGGUGGUAGGAAAUACGUUUUUGAGAGAUGAAGACUACGGGACCAUGGGAUCUUUCUACCUCUAUGAUAUCACAGAAGUAGUUCCAGAGCCCGGAAAGCCUGACACUAACUUCAAGCUGAAAGAGAUUUUUCACGAGGCCUUUCGGGGUGCAGUAUCAAGCGUUUGCGAAGUGAGUGGUAGAUUUCUCAUCAGUCAGGGCCAAAAAGUGCUGGUGCGCGAUGUCCAAGAAGACAACUCCGUGGUACCAGUAGCCUUUCUUGACGUUCCGGUGUUUGUAUCCGACAUUAAGAGCUAUGGGAAUUUGCUUAUCAUCGGUGACGCAGCACAAGAGUUUCAAUUUGUCGGCUUUGAUGCCGAACCUUAUCGCAUGAUACCUCUGGGUAAAAGCGUUUCGAGGCUUGCUACCAUGAGCCUAGAGUUUUUGGUGAACAACGGCGAUGUUUACUUCCUUGUGUCAGAUCGAAAUAACAUUUUACAUGUGUUGAAAUACGCACCGGAUGAACCGAACUCGCUAUCGGGUCAGAAGCUGGUGCAUUGCACCAGCUUCAACUUGCAUAGCACCAACACAUGUAUGAAGUUGCUGCUCAAGAACAAUGAGUUUGCGACGCAAUCCAUGGUCUCUGAAUAUCAAGUUAUUGGUGCCCAGGCCGACGGUUCAAUCAUCAAAGUUGUUCCUUUGACGGAAAGCAGCUACAGACGACUAUACGUGGUGCAGCAACACUUGGUAGAGAAAGAAUUGCAAAUCUGUGGUUUGAAUCCCAAAAUGGAGCGUUUGCAAAACGAUUUCUAUUCCCUGGGACAUGCAUUAAGACCAAUGCUGGAUUUCACCAUCAUCAAAAGCUAUUGCUCAUUGCCCAUUAACAGAAGGAAACAAGUGGCAGCGAAAGCUGGUCGUCAAGCGGACUUUGAGAUAUGGAGGGACCUUAUCAACGUGGAAUAUUCCACAAGGUCUUUAUGCUAA